Messenger RNA from Coregonus sp. 'balchen', 26664 nucleotides. The record is from the annotation of a GenBank genome assembly. NCBI's taxonomy places the organism in Eukaryota, Metazoa, Chordata, Actinopteri, Salmoniformes, Salmonidae.
UGGCGGAAUCUUUAUAGAAAAUUCUGAAGUCAUGACUACCUUUUGUUGGCGGAAUUUAAUGUACCGCGUUAGUUCCCGGCUACACCUUUCAGAUAUGAAGAAAAGGCGGUAUGGUAAAGAUUGCGGGAUUUUGUUUAGGUAUAAAAGGGAUAUAACUGUUCAUGACCAAUCCUGAUAUGAUUUUAUUUUCCCUCUGUUUCACAUUCUCUCUUUUAAGAUGGGCUUGUUAUCGUGGGUGUCCACUCUGCCAAGUUCCCCAACGAAAAGGUAAGCCCUUGUCAUAUUCUAUUUCAAGAAAUGUGAUCUUAAUAAUUGUGUUCUUCAUUAAUAUUGCAACACACAGCACAUCUUUUCCAUUAUUAAAGGGAUAGUUUACACACAAUUUAAGUCAUGGUACUUUAAAAAUUCCUUGCCUCGAAACUACUCUGGAACAGGACCAGGCCAGAUUGCAAUCCACACUCUGGGUGUGUAUGCGUAGUCACAAGUACUAUUCGCAAACAUUGGCACUGAACAAAAACAAUAAAAGUGAAUGGUAGAAAAAUCGUAUUUGUAUAAUAUUGAAAUGUUAGCCGUUGGAGGUGGUAGCUAAGUAGGUAAACAAAUCCAAAGUAUGUGUAUGGAAACAGCAAGUGAUAUUGUAAUUCAAGUCAACUAUGCCAUUAACCAUAAAAUGUUUUACUGAGUUGAAUGGAUUUUACCUCCUGUUCAAGGUGCUGCAGAACGUGCAGAGCGCUGUGCUCCGCUACAACAUCACCCACCCGGUGGUGAAUGACGGAGACGCUCGGCUGUGGCAUGAGCUGGAGGUGUCCUGUUGGCCCACCCUGGUGCUCAUUGGGCCCAGGGGCAACCUGCUCUUCUCGCUGGUGGGAGAGGGUCACCGCGAGCACCUAGCGCUCUUCACCAGCACCUCCCUCCGACACUAUGGGGACCAGGUCCUGCUUAGUGACCACCUUGUGGGGACCAAGCUUUACAGGGACUCUCUGCCCCCAUCGCUUCUUUCGUUUCCCGGGAAGGUAGCAGUGGAUUCCAGUAGCAAGAGACUGGCUAUAGCAGAUACGGGCCAUCAUCGGGUACUGGUGGUGUCCAGCAUUGGGCAGGUGCUGUACUCUAUAGGAGGUAAGGGCUGGAGCAUCGCCUCAAAAUAAAUCAAAUGAAUGGGGAUGCCCGUUUUACACAUUCUAAUUCUAUGAUCGCCUUAAGUCUUGACAGAGCUUGUGGUGGAGAAAUCUAAACAUGCCAGUGGGGAAUAGAACAUGCUGUAUUUUCUGACCCAGUUGAAAGGUGGAGAGUCAGAAGAAUCUUAGACAUAUUUAUGUAGCCAAUCUAUUAAGGCGAUUUUUUUAUGUCACACAACACCUAAACCCCUGCUUUGAAAGCAGGAAUAAGAAAUGGAGCACUGUUAAACAAUUGUUAACCCCCUAGAGUCGAUCUACGUAACAUAAUAAAAAAAUCACCAUCAAAAUCCGUCAGUUUAAGCUAGAGAUACGUUUUUUUGCAUUUGAUGCGUCUCAUUCUGUCAACCAGUUUCAUGAGGUAGUCACCUGGAAUGCAUUUCAAUUAACAGGUGUGCCUUGUUAAUUUGUGGAAUUUCUUUCCUUCUUAAUGCGUUUGAGCCAAUCAGUUGUGUUGUGACAAGGUAGGGGGGGGGUAUACAGAAGAUAGCCCUAUUUGGUAAAAGACAAAGUCUAUAUAUAUAUCAAAUAAGCAAAGAGAAACGACAAUCCAUCAUUACUUUAAGACAAGAAGGUCAGUCAAUCCGGAACAUUUCAAGAAAUUUGAGCAUUUCUUCAAGUGCAGCUGCAAAAACCAUCAAGCGCUAUGAUGAAACUGGCUCUCAAGAGGACCGCCACAGGAAAGGAAGACCUGCAGAGGAUAAGUUCUUUAGAAUAACUGCACCUCAGAUUGCAGCCCAAAUAAAUGCUUCACAGAGUUCAAGUAACAGACACAUCUCAACAUUAACUGUUCAGAUGAGACUGCGUGGUCGAAUUGCUGCAAAGAAACCACUACUAAAGGACACCAAUAAGAAGAGAUUUGCUUGGGCUAAGACACACGAGCAAUGGAUAUUAGACCGGUGGAAAUCUGUCCUUUGGUCUGAUGAGUCCAAAUUUGAGAUUUUUGGUUCCAACCGCCGUGUCUUUGUGAGAUGCAGAGUAGGUGAACGGAUGAUCUCUGCAUGUGUGGUUCCCACCAUGAAGCAUGAAGGAGGAGGUGUGAUGGUGUGGGGGUGCUUUGCUGUUGACACGGUCAGUGAUUGAUUUAGAAUUCAAGGCACACUUAACCAGCAUGGCUACCACAGCAUUCUUCAGCGAUAUGCCAUCCCAUCUGGUUUGUGUCUAGUGGGGCUAUCAUUUGUUUUUCAACAGGACAAUGACCCAAAACACACCUCCAAGCUGUGUAAGGGCUAUUUUACUAAGAAGGAGAGUGAUGGAGGUGCCUCCACAAUCACCCGACCUCAACCCAAUUGAGAUGGUUUGGGAUGAGUUGGACCGCAGAGUGAAGGAAAAGCAGCCAACAAGUGCUCAGCAUAUGUGGGAACUCCUUCAAGACUGUUGGAAAAGCAUUCCUCAUGAAGCUGGUUGAGAGAAUGCCAAGAGUGUGCAAAACUGUCAUCAAGGCAAAGGGUGGCUACUUUGAAGAAUCUAACAUCUAAGAUAUAUUUUGAUUUGUUUAACACUUCUUUGGUUACAACAUGAUUCCAAAUGUGUUAUUUCAUCAUUUUGAUGUCUUCACUAUUAUUCUACAAAGUAGAAAAUAGUAAAAAUAAAGAAAAACCCUUGAAUGAGUAGGUGUGUCCUAACUUUUGACUGGUAGUGUAAAUAUUAGGACGAGCAAUGUCUGAGUGGCAUUGACUAAAAUACAGUAUAUACAGUGGGGAGAACAAGUAUUUGAUACACUGCCAAUUUUGCAGGUUUUCCUACUUACAAAGCAUAUAGAGGUCUGUAAUUUUUAUCAUAGGUACACUUCAACAGUGAGAGACGGAAUCUAAAACAAAAAUCCGGAAAAUCACAUUGCAUGAUUUUUAAGUAAUUAAUUUCCAUUUUAUUGCAUGACAUAAGUAUAUGAUACAUCAGAAAAGCAGAACUUCAUAUUUGGUACAGAAACCUUUGUUUGCAAUUACAGAGAUCAUACGUUUCCUGUAGGUCUUGACCAGGUUUGCACACACUGCAGCAGGGAUUUUAGCCCACUCCUCCAUACAGACCUUCUCCAGAUCCUUCAGGUUUCGGGGCUGUCGCUGGGCAAUACGGACUUUCAGCUCCCUCCAAAGAUGUUCUAUUGGGUUCAGGUCUGGAGACUGGCUAGGCCACUCCAGGACCUUGAGAUGCUUCUUACGGAGCCACUCCUUAGUUGCCCUGGCUGUGUGUUUCAGGACAUUGUCAUGCUGGAAGACCCAGCCACGACCCAUCUUCAAUGCUCUUACUGAGGGUGCAGUCGUCCCUUACAAGAUCUCGCGAUAAAUGGCCCCAUCCAUCCUCCCCUCAAUACGGUGCAGUCGUCCUGUCCCCUUUGCAGAAAAGCAUCCCCAAAGAAUGAUGUUUCCAUCUCCAUGCUUCACGGUUGGGAUGGUGUUCUUGGGGUUGUACUCAUCCUUCUUCUUCCUCCAAACACGGCGAGUGGAGUUUAGACUAAAAAGCUCUAUUUAUGUCUCAUCAGACCACAUGACCUUCUCCCAUUCCUCCUCUGGAUCAUCCAGAUGGUCAUUGGCAAACUUCAGACGGGCCUGGAUAUGCGCUGGCUUGAGCAGGGGGACCUUGCGUGCGCUGCAGGAUUUUAAUCCUUGACGGCGUAGUGUGUUACUAAUGGUUUUCUUUGAUACUGUGGUCCCAGCUCUCUUCAGGUCAUUGACCAGGUCCUGCCGUGUAGUUCUGGGCUGAUCCCUCACCUUCCUCAUGAUCAUUGAUGCCCCACGAGGUGAGAUCUUGCAUGGAGCCGAGGGUGAUUGACCGUCAUCUUGAACUUCUUCCAUUUUCUAAUAAUUGCGCCAACAGUUGUUGCCUUCUCACCAAGCUGCUUGUCUAUUGUCCUGUAGCCCAUCCCAGCCUUGUGCAGGUCUACAAUUUUAUCCCCAAUGUCCUUACACAGCUCUCUGGUCUUGGCCAUUGUGGAGAGAUUGGAGUCUGUUUGAUUGAGUGUGUGAACAGGUGUCUUUUAUACAGGUAACGAGUUCAAACAGGUGCAGUUAAUAUAGGUAAUGAGUGGAGAACAGGAGGGCUUCUUAAAGAAAAACUAACAGGUCUGUGAGAGCCGGAAUUCUUACUGGUUGGUAGGUGAUCAAAUACUUAUGUCAUGCAAUAAAAUGUAAAUUAAUUACUUAAAAAUCAUACAAUGUGAUUUUCUGGAUUCCGUCUCUCACAGUUGAAGUUUACCUAUGAUAAAAAUUACAGACCUCUACAUUAUUUGUAAGUAGGAAAACCUGCAAAAUCGGCAGUGUAUCAAAUACUUGUUGAAAUGAGUAAAACAUUAUGUAAACAUUAUUAAAGUGACUAGCGUUCCAUUUAAAGUGACCAGUGAUUCCAUGUCUAUGUACAUAGGGCAGCAGCCUCUUAAGUUGCAGGGUUGAGUAACUGGGUGGUAGCCGGCUAGUGAGGGCUAUUUAACAGUCUAAUGGCCUUGACAUAGUAGCUGUUUUUCAGUCUCUCGGUCCCAGCUUUGAUGCACCUGUACUGAUUCUGGAUGAUAGCGGGGUGAACAGGCCGUGGCUCGGGUGGUUGAUGUCCUUGAUGAUCUUUUUGGCUUUCCAGUGACAUCGGGUGCUGUAGGUGUCCUGGAGGGCAGGCAGUGUGCCCCUGGUGAUGCGUUGGGCAGACCGCACCACCCUCCGUAGAGCCCUGCGGUUGCGGGCGGUGCAGUUGCCGUACCAGGCGAUGAUACAUUCCUACAGGAUGCUCUCAAUUGUGCAUCUGUAAAAGUUUGUGAGGGGACAAGCCACAUUUCUUCAGCCUCCAGAGGUUGAAGAGGCGCUGUUGCGCCGUAUUCCCCACACUGUCUGUGUGGGUGGAACAUUGCAGAUUGUCAGUGAUGUGUAUGCCAAGGAACUUCAAGCUUUCCACCUUCUCCACUGCGGUCCCGUCGAUGUGAAUGGUGGCGUGCUCUCUCUGUCUCCUGAAGUCCACGAUCAGCUCCUUUGUUUUGUUGACGUUGAGGGAGAGGUUAUUUUCCUGGCACCACUCCGCCAGGCCCCUCACCUCCUACCUGUAGGCUGUCUCGUCAUUGUUGGUAAUCAGGCCUACUAAACAAUUUUCCGUCACAAUUUAUCAAAGAAAUUGGACGGUAGCUCCCACACUCAUGGGGAUCCUUUCCCUUUUUGAGGAUUAGGGUGAUUACUGCAUCACUCAUAGAAGGUGGGAGCUCACCUGUGUCAAUCGAUGUGUUAAAUGUUUUCAAUAUUUCUGGGGUAAGCUGCUCUGCAAACCUUUUAUAGAAAUCACUGGGUAUCCCGUCCAACUUGGUAUCCCAUCCAACCCUGGAGUUUUACCACUGGGUGCUUGUCUUAUAGUUUUGGUCAAUUCCUCCAAAGCGGCAGGUAGCUUAGUGGGUAAGAGCGUUGUGCCAGUAACCGAAAGGUCGCUGGUUCUAAUCCCCGAGCCGACUAGGUGAAAAAUCUGUCAAUGUGCCCUUGAGCAAGGCACUUAACCCUAAUUGCUCCUGUAAGUCGCUCUGGAUAAGAGCAUCUGCUAAAUGACUAAAAAUGUAAAUGUAAUAGGGCGGUCGAGCAAAUUCCUGUCUUCCUCUGUUAGUUUAGGAAGGUUCAAAUUCUGAAAGAAUGCCUCUGCUUUCUGCAUAUCUAAAGGACCGUCUGAAGUAUAAAGUUCCUGAUAGAAGUCUCAAAAUAUAUAGUUUAUUUCUUUAUGAUUGGUAAUCAGCUUGCCUGUCUUAUUUCUGAUUUGACCUACCUGCCGAUCUGUUUCUUUAGAUUUUAAUUGACUGGCCAACAGAUUUCCUGCCUUUUCACCUGAUUCGUACCAUUUCUGUUUCAGCCUGUACAGUGAAUAUUCAGCUUUAUUACUGAAUAAAGUAUUCAGCUCAUAUUUGGUUUUCAUCAGAUUUACCAGAGAAAUGUUGUUAGGAUUGGACCAAUAUUCCCCCUCCAGCGUUUUGAGCUGUUUAUCUAGUUUCUUAAUAGUAGCUGAUCGUUGUAUCAUUACUCUGCGUAUGUAUGCUUUAAAAGCUUUCCAGACAUGUACCUGUUUCGCACUAUUGUUGUUUGUUUCAAAGAAUGAAUAGACGGAAGACAGGGUAUAGGCCAGGAUGAUCCACCAUGCAAUCAGGCUGUUCUGGGACCUGUCUGCGUCUUCUGGUGACCUAUUGUUUGAAUACAUUUACAUUUACAUUUACGUCAUUUAGCAGACGCUCUUAUCCAGAGCGACUUACAAAUUGGAAUACCAUGUGCCUUUGUUGUUUUUUAAGGGGGUGGGUUCUACACAUGUGUAUUGCCACACCCACACAGAAAGGACUGAGCAUUUCAGUGGCCCAAGGAGGUUCCGGGAAAGAAAUUAUAUAAAAUAUAUUUUGGGCCUCUCGAGUGGCACAGCCGUCCUAAGGUACUGCAUCGUAGUGCUUGAGUAGUCACUACAGACCCGGGUUCGAUCCCGGGCUGUGUCGCAGCCGGCCAUGACCGGGAGACCCAUGAGGCAGCGCACAAUUGGCCCAGCAUCGUCCGGGUUAUGGGGAGGGUUUAGCCGGCCGGGAUGUCCUUGUCCCAUCGCGCUCUAGCGACUCCUGUGGCAGGCCGGGCGCAUGCACGCUGACACAGUCGCCAGUUGUACAGUGUUUCCUCCAACACAUUGGUGCGGCUGGCUUCCGGUUUAAGCGAGCAGUGUGUCAAGAAGCAGUGUGGCUUGACAGGGUCGUGUUUCGGGGGACGCAUGGCUCUCGACCUUCGCCUCUCUUUAUUGGUAAUGUUGCAUUUUAUUAACCUUGUAUUUUACUAGAGACUGCUACCUAAUGAAACGUGAUGGCCAUCAAAGAUGUGAUGGCAAUGCAAGUUUAUCCAGAUGCUGUAUUUGUAUAGAAAUGUAAUGGCAUGUAUAGUAUGUUAGCUAGGAGGCAAGGGUCUGUACUCCAACCUGCCCAGGUCAAUGCAAAUGAAGAAAAUCUAAUUUAAAAGGCCUCUUUAGACUAUUGACAUGCACCCCAAAUGAUGUCUUCCAUACAUGUCAUCCUGUGAUGUCACAGGGCCCGAGAGCGGUAGGAAAGAUGGUAAUCUCGACGAAGCAACCUUCUGCUCCCCACAGGGGGUUGUCAUCAAAGGAGAUACUGUCUUUGUGGCCGACACUGAAAACCACCUGAUCAGAAAGGUAAUUAUUAUUGGCAAAAGAUCUGAUCUGAUUGGUCAAAAGACGAAUAAGUGGCAAAAGAUCACAAUUGGGGUGCUUGUGUAAACGCAGCCUAAGGGAUCCUAAGUACUUCAAAAUAUAACCACCUCAGAUUCUUUAAUCUUUAUUAAUGCCCAAUCUCUCGCUCACUCUCGCUCUCAGAUUGACUUGUUGGAGGGGCAAGUCAGCACCCUGGCAGGAGUGGGAUUUCAAGGCACAGACAAGGAGGGAGGGGCCAUGGGACCCCAGCAGCCUAUCAGCUCACCCUGGGACGUGGCCCUUGGGACUGCAGGUAAGUCUAGAGCCAACUUACUGGUAGGUCUCCACUUAAAAUUGAUUUAAAUUUAUCCAGUUUGGGGUGACUAAGUACCAAAUUGAAUACAACAGAUUCGGUUCCAACAGCCCCAGACCCACUGGGUCUAUACUUGCGAACAUCAGGAAAAGUUUAAACUUUUUUUCUGUCUCAAAAUGCACAUCAACCAAUCACAAUCAUUGGACGUAUUUGCACGUGAUAAAACGUUACGUUAGCUGUUCCCAUUACAUAACCUGGCACAUUUAGCCUUAUGCUAACCUGACCAGGUGACAGUGAUUAUAUCUGGUAACAAAUUCUGCAUCAUUCAAUUACAAAUGUGGACGUGAUCAAAUACCUUUUAAUGAAAACGGCCUUAUCAGAAGUCAAACGGCACGAUAUGCUAUUCAAAGUUACUAAAGCGCGCCAAAUUUCAACUGAGCCAAUAGCUCACAGCCUGCUUCCUGGUACUUUUCGCCUUUUGCGGCAAGUUCGAAACCCAGGUGAGAUAUAGUUUUUUCCUUUGAAAUGUACAAUUAUAUUUGUUUUGAUAGUGUGUUGCGAAAGGAAGUGCAGCCAAAACAAAUAUAUUUCAUGAGGAGUUUCUUUGAGUCCCUCUUACAGACCGACACAGGCUAUUGCUACAGGUUAACGUUAGUGCUGCCGGAGCGCACCGGAGCGACGCCCCACCACUUCUUAGAAUGGUGCUUGUUUAAUCAAGUUUAGAUCAAAACUGAAUCAAUGUCUCGCAAUAUCACUUAAUGAUUCAUUAGUAUUCUACAUAGGCCUAACAUACCGAAUAUAAUAGCAUAGUAUAAUGUUACUGUUAGCCUACAUAAUAAAUUCAGUUUUUUGUCUAUCUGUUACACUUACAUGUACUACAUUUCAUAUGCAUUGUGUUAUUUGAAUCGCGCAUCGACGACCAGCAGUGAACAGUUUUUUCCUUAACAAAAAAGCAUGAAGCGAGGGGUCCUCGAACCCACUUUCUGUGUCACGAAGACUCACAGUCAACCGGUUUAGCUGUAUGCCACUUGGCAGUGAUUAUAAUGGAGGUACAUGACAGCUACAGUUGAAGUUGGAAGUUUACAUACACCUUAGCCAAAUACAUUUAAACUCAGUUUUUCACAAUUCCUGACAUUUAAUCCUAGUAAAAAUUCCCUGUCUUAGGUCAGUUAGGAUCACCACUUUAUUUUAAGAAUGUGAAAUGUCAGAAUAAUAGUAGAGAUAAUUAUUUAUUUCAGCUUUUAUUUCUUUCAUCACAUUCCCAGCGGGUCAGACGUUUACAUACACUCAAUUAGUAUUUGGUAGCAUUGCCUUUAAAUUGUUUAACUUGGGUCAAAUGUUUCGGGUAGCAUUCCACAAGCUUCCCACAAUAAGUUGGGUGAAUUUUGGUCCAUUCCUCCUGACAGAGCUGGUGUAACUGAGACAGGUUUGUAGGCCUCCUUGCUCGCACAUGCUUUUUCAGUUUUGCCCACACAUUUUCUAUAGGAUUGAGGUCAGGGCUUUGUGAUGGCCACUCCAAUACUUUGACUUUGUUGUCCUUAAGCCAUUUUGACACAACUUUGGAAGUAUGCUUUGGGUCAUUGUCCAUUUGGAAGACCCAUUUGCGACCAAGCUUUAGCUUCCUGACUGAUGUCUUGAGAUGUUGCUUCAAUAUAUUCACAUAAUUUUCCUUCCUCAUGAUGCCAUCUAUUUUGUGAAGUGCACCAGUCCCUCCUGCAGCAAAGCACCCCCACAGCAUGAUGCUGCCACCCCCUGUGUUUCACUGUUGGGAUGAUGUUCUUCGGCUUGCAAGCAGCCCCCUUUUUCCUCCAAACAUAACAAUGGUCAUAAUGGCCAAAUAGUUCUAUUUUUGUUUCAUCAGACCAGAGGACAUUUCUCCAAAAAGUACGAUCUUUGUCCCCAUGUGCAGUUGAAAACCGUAGUCUGGCUUUUUUAUGGCGGUUUUGGAGCAGUGGCUUCUUCCUUGCUGAGCGGCCUUUCAGGUUAUGUCGAUAUAGGACUUGUUUUACUGUGGAUAUAGAUACUUUUGUACCUGUUUCCUCCAACAUCUUCACAAGGUCCUUUGCUGUUGUUCUGCACUUUUCGCACCAAAGUUCGUUCAUCUCUAGGAGACAGAACGCGUCUCCUUCCUGAGCGGUAUGACGGCUGCGUGGUCCCAUGGUGUUUAUACUGGCGUACUAUUGUUUGUACGGAUGAAUGUGGUACCUUCAGGCGUUUUGGAAAUUGCUCCCAAGGAUGAACCAGACUUGUGGAGGUCUACAACAUUCUGAGGUCUUGGCUGAUUUCUUUUGAUUUUCCCAUGAUGUCAAGCAAAGAGACAAUACGUUUUAAGGUAGGCCUUGAAAUACAUCCACAGGUAGACCUCCAAUUGACUCAAAUGAUGUCAAUUAGCCUAUCAGAAGCUUCUAAAGCCAUGACAUCAUUUUCUGGAAUUUUCCAAGCUUUUUAAAGGCACAGUCAACUUAGUGUAUGUAAACUUCUGACCCACUGGAAUUGUGAUACAGUGAAUUAUAAGUGAAAUAAUCUGUCUGUAAACAAUUGUUGGAAAAAUUACUAAGUAGUAGAUGUCCUAUUUCUAAAACUAAAAGUAUUGUAUUUGGGACAAAUCAUUCACUAAACCCUAAACCUCAACUAAACCUUGUAAUAAAUAAUAUGGAAAUUGAGCAAGUAGAGGUGACUAAACUGCUUGGAGUAACCCUGGAUUGUAAACUGUCAUGGUCAAAACAUAUUGAUACAACAUUAGCUAAGAUGGGGCGAAGUCUGUCCAUAAUAAAGUGCUGCUCUACCUUCUUAACAGCACUAUCAACAAGGCAGGUCCUACAGGCCCUAGUUUUGACGCACCUGGACUACUGUUCAGUGUUGUGGUCAGGUGCCACAAAAAAGGACUUAGGAAAAUUGCAAUUGGCUCAGAUCAGGGCAGCACGGCUGGCCUUUGGAUGUACACAGAGAGCUAAUAUUAAUAAUAUGCAUGUCAAUCUCUCCUAGCGCAAAGUGGAGGAGAGAUUAACUUCAUCACUACUUGUAUUUAUUAGAGGUAUGGACAUGUUGAAUGCACCGAGCUGUCUGUUUGAACUACUGGCGCACAGCUCGGUCACCCAUGCGUACCCCACAAGACAUGCCACCAGAGGUCUCUUCACAGUCCCCAAGUCCAGAACAGACUAUGGGAGGCACACAGUACUACAUAGAGCCAUGACUACAUGGAACUCUAUUCCACAUCAAGUAACUGAUGCAAGCAGUAAAAUUAGAUUUAAAAAAAACAGAUUUAAAUAUAUUUUUACAUUUUCAACUUUAUUUUACAUGUUUACGAUUUGUUUCAUUUUGAAUUCAAUGCUUAAGGCGUGAAAUUGACCCCAUCGAGAUUUGCUAGCAAAAUAUUACUCUGUUUAAGCUGUUAUGGGUAGUAUGUCAGUAUAGAUGGGGUGUUUUGCGUCCUUGCUUGAAUAUAAAGCAUAGAAGGCUUUAUUUUACCCAAUGACUCCAAGCAUCUGUACGAGCUCUGAAAUAUUUGGGUCCUGUGUACUCAAAAUGUUUAGUUGCAGAUCUAAAGCGUUCAAGUGUAUGGCCCUAGUACAGUGGGGAGAACAAGUAUUUGAUACACUGCCGAUUUUGCAGGUUUUCCUACUUACGAAGCAUGUAGAGGUCUGUAAUUUUUAUCAUAGGUACACUUCAACUGUGAGAGACGGAAUCUAAAACAAAAAUCCAGAAAAUCACAUUGUAUGAUAUUUAAGUAAUUAAUUUGCAUUUAAUUGCAUGACAUAAGUAUUUGAUCACCUACCAACCAGUAAGAAUUCCGGCUCUCACAGACCUGUUAGUUUUUCUUUAAGAAGCCCUCCUGUUCUCCACUCAUUACCUGUAUUAACUGCACCUGUUUGAACUCGUUACCUGUAUAAAAGAUACCUGUCCACACACUCAAUCAAACAGACUCCAAACUCUCCACAAUGGCCAAGACCAGAGAGCUGUAUAAGGACAUCAGGGAUAAAAUUGUAGACCUGCACAAGGCUGGGAUGGGCUACAGGACAAUAGGCAAGCAGCUUGGUGAGAAGGCAACAACUGUUGGCGCAAUUAUUAGAAAAUGGAAUAAGUUCAAGAUGAUGGUCAAUCACCCUCGGUCUGGGGCUCCAUGCAAGAUCUCACCUCGUGGGGCAUCAAUGAUUAUGAGGAAGGUGAGGGAUCAGCCCAGAACUACACAGCAGGACCUGGUCAAUGACCUGAAGAGAGCUGGGACCACAAUCUCAAAGAAAACCCUUAGUAACACAUUACGCCGUCAUGGAUUAAAAUCCUGCAGCGCACGCAAGGUUCCCCUUCUCAAGCCAGCGCAUGUCCAGGCCCGUCUGAAGUUUGCCAAUGACCAUCUGGAUGAUCCAGAGGAGGAAUAGGAGAAGGUCAUGUGGUCUGAUGAGACAAAAAUAGAGCUUUUUGGUCUAAACUCCACUCGCCGUGUUUGGAGCAAGAAGAAGGAUGAAUACAACCCCAAGAACACCAUCCCAACCGUGAAGCAUGGAGGUGGAAACAUCAUUCUUUGGGGAUACUUUUCUGCAAAGGGGACAGAACGACUGCACCGUAUUGAGGAGAGGAUGGAUGGGGCCAUGUAUUGCGAGAUCUUGGCCAACAACCUCCUUCCCUCAGUAAGAGCAAUGAAGAUGGGUCGUGGCUGGGUCUUCCAGCAUGACAACGACCCGAAACACACAGCCAGGGCAACUAAGGAGUGGCUCCGUAAGAAGCAUCUCAAGGUCCUGGAGUGGCCUAGCCGGUCUCCAGACCUGAAUCCAAUAGAACAUCUUUGGAGGGAGCUGAAAGUCCGUAUUGCCCAGCGACAGCCCCGAAACCUGAAGGAUCUGGAGAAGGUCUGUAUGGAGGAGUGGGACAAAAUCCCUGCUGCAGUGUGUGCAAACCUGGUCAAGACAUACAGGAAACGUAUGAUCUCUGUAAUUGCAAACAAAGGUUUCUGUACCAAAUAUUAAGUUCCGCUUUUCUGAUGUAUCAAAUACUUAUGUCAUGCAAUAAAAUGCAAAUGAAUUACUUAAAAAUCAUACAAUGUGAUUUUCUGGAUUUUUGUUUUAGAUUCCGUCUCUCACAGUUGAAGUGUACCUAUGAUAAAAAAUUACAGACCUCUACAUUCUUUGUAAGUAGGACAACGUGCAAAAUCGGCAGUGUAUCAAAUACUUGUUCUCCCCACUGUAUAUGCCCUCAAUACUUAAAAAAUCUAUCUGUCCUUCCUGGUUAUUUGAGAUAAUCUCAGAUCAAGUCAAUGGAUCUGGGAAAGAAAGGUUACCACCCUAUUGCUUCCGCCAAUCCACCCAAUUCAGAUUUGUGAUUACUUCAAGGGAGGAGGGUAGGAUGCAUUUUGUGAAGUAUCAGAACAGGUCAUACCAUUUUCACACUAUUGUGCCAACCUGAACUGUACUGUGUUAGUCUUGGUUAUUUUCCGGUCACCUUGUCCUUUCCAGCACGGUUCCAGCAACUAUGGUGGAUGUAUGAUCAGGCCAGAGCAGUACAGUAUAGCUCGGCUUCGCUCGAUUCGGCUCGCUCAGUAGUGUGAAAGGGGUAUUUCUGUGUUACUUUCCAGGCGGUGAGGAGGAUAACGUGCUGUGGGUGGCCAUGGCAGGGACACACCAGAUCUGGGCUCUGUUCCUGGCCAAUGGGAAGCUGCCUAAAGGAAGGUGAGCGGCUGGCAUAUAAUUACUUUGUGCACUGGCAACUGUUUCAGGGCCAGAUAAUGUUGUUCUUUCAUAUAUUCAGUCUAGAAUCAACUAGGCUACUAGCUUCUAUCUACCCCUUUGGUGUUUUCAAAUCUGAACGAGAACCCAAUAAUGUGACAGAUCCACUGUCAGGGGAGCUUGCACCAUAUUGCUUACGUACACCAAUCCAGUUCCUUAGGAUCAAACGGUGAAGGGGCUCCUGGGGCUAGGACUGGUUUACAGACCAAUGUUGUGAUAUUUCACCAUUCCAUAGAUUUGACUGUAAGCUGUAGUGCCUAUCAAUUUGCAUCCAAUGCUGUAAUGGAUGAUCAUUUUAUUUUAAAUAUUUUGGAGGGUUUUAUUUAUUCAUUGAGAUGGGACAGUGAAGAGGAGUUAGGUGAUAUUAUGAGUCAGAAGGGCAUGGGUCAGAUUAGAACCCAUGCCGGCUGGUAUACAUGUGUGCCAGGUUCCGCGGAACUAACCACUGGAUCACACAGGCUACAUACACAUAGAUGAUAAUAUUAACAACAUAACAACUCCCUUCAGCGAGUCCAAAGCGGGGAUGUGUGUGCGCUUCGCCGGCAGUGGCAACGAGGAGAAUCGCAACAACGCCUACCCCCACAAGGCAGGCUUUGCCCAGCCCUCGGGCCUGGCCCCCGCUCCGGAGGAGCCCUGGGGGUGCCUGUACGUGGCCGACAGCGAGAGCAGCACUGUGCGCUCCCUGGCGCUGAAGGAUGGCGCCGUCAAACUGCUGGUGGGGGGCGAGAGAGACCCCCUGGUGAGUCAGUCCGGUGAUGGGACAGUAAGGGGGCGGGGGUAGUGGGUGGCUCAAGGUCAAAUAUACCCCUAACCACACAUCUAGAAUCACAUUACCAUAACCCCAAUCUUAACCCUAACCCUUAGGAGGAGGAAAAAAUAUCUGAACCUGUAUCAUAGUUUAGGGGUAACCUAUAGACAAUAUAGCAAGAACAAUAGUGUUCUAUAUCUAUGGGGUAACCUCUACUUAUUCAUAGAGGUAUUUCUGAGCGUCAAGGAUUGUGACACUGGGUUGUGUGUGUUGUUUUUUUGCUCAUUAAUCCAAAAUUAAAAUCAAUGUAGUUGCAACCCAAAAGGAAUCCGCUGUACAUUUUUAUCUCAAUUCAUAGGAUAGACCCUCUUGUUUCCAGUGGAGCUGUUUUGUCACUGACCAUAUUAGGCUGAUACCAGAUCAUGUUACAUUACCUGAAACAGGACAGCAUUUGUCGUGACAAGAUUUGAAAAGCAUUACUAGCGCCAUGUAACAUUUGUUACGAGUUUAGUUGACAAUCGUGGGAAGUUUCCAAACCUUUUGAAACGUUUUAUAAUGGGAAUGUUAUCCAAUCAUUUUGAUUUAUUGAGCAUGCUGACAAGGAGAUAUGGCUGUUUAUUUAAAUUCCCCAAAUUGCAUUGCAGUCAAACCAAUAUGAUUUCUUUGUUGCGUCGCUUUUUUUUUCUGAAGCAGAAGAUGAAAAUAAAUUGGAUUUAAUCAUUUACAUAAAUUGUAAUGAUGUUAAUCAGUGUUUGUCAGCUUAAUAAUAAGAACGACGUAGUGACUUAAAGUAGUCAUACCCCUUGACUAAUUCCACAUUUUGUUACAAGCUGAAUUCCAAAAUAUUUUUUUUCUCUCACCCAUCUACACACAAUACCCCAUAAUACCUAAAUGAAAACAUGUUUUUAGAAAUGUUUGCAAAUGUAUUGAAAAUGAAAUACUGAAAUAUCUAAUUUACAUAAUUAUUUACACCCCUGAGUCAGUACUCUGUAGAAGCACCUUCGGCAGCAAUUACAGCAGUGAGUCUUUCUGGGUAAGUCUCUAAGAGCUUUGCACACUUGGAUUGUGCGACAUUUGCCCAUUAUUCUUUUCAAAAUUCUUAAAGCUGUCAAAUUGGUUGUUGAUCAUUGCUAGACAACCGUUUCCAGGUCUUGCCGUGGAUUUUCAAACAGAUUUAAGUCAAAACUCUAACUCUGCCACUCAGGAACAUUCACUGUCUUCUUGGUAAGCAACUCCAGUGUAGAUUUGGCCUUGUGUUUAAGGUUAUUGCCCUGCUGGAAGGUGAAUUCUUCUCUCAAUGUCUGGUGGAAAGCAGACUGAUACAGGAUUUCCUCUAGGAAAAAAAAAACUCCCCAGUCCUUAAUGAUUACAAGCAUACACAUAACAUGAUGCAGCCACCACCGUGCUUGAAAAUAUGGAGAGUGGUACUCAGUAAUGUGUUGUAUUGGAUUUGCCCCAAACAUAACACUUUUGGAAUAUUUGUAUUCUUUACAGGGUUCCUUCUUUUCACUCUGUCAAUUAAGUUAGUAUUGUGGAGUAACUACAAUGUUGUUGAUCCAUCCUCCGUUUUCUUCUAUCACAGCCAUUAAACUCUGUAACUGAUUUAAAGUCACCAUUGGCCUCAUGGUAAAAUCCCUGAGCGGUUUCCUUCCUCUCCGGCAACUGAGUUAGGAAGGACGGCUGUAUCGUUGUAGUGACUGGGUGUAUUGAUACACCAUCCAAAGUGUAAAUAAUAACUUCACUAUGUUCAGAUAGACAUUCAAUGUCUGUUUAUUUACCCAUCUACCAAAAUGUGCCGUUCUUUGUGAGGCAUGGGAAAACCUCCCUGGUCUUUGUGGAUGAAUCUGUGUUAAAAAUUCUCUGCUUGAAUGAAGUGCCUUACAGAUAAUUAUAUGUGUGGGGUACAGAGAUGAGGCAGUCAUUAAAAAAUUAUGUUAAACACUGUUAUUGCACACAGUCCAUGGAACGUAUUAUGUGACUUAAGAAAAUAUUUUACUCAUAAACGUAUUUAGGCUUGCCAUAACAGAGGUUGAAUACUUAUUGACUCAAGACAUUUUGGUUUUUCAUUUUUAAUUAAUUUUGAAAAACAUAAUUCCACUUUGACAUUAUGGGGUAUUUGUGUGUGUGUGUGUGUGUGUGUGUGUAGGCCAGUGACAAUACAUGUCAAUUUAAUCCAUUUUAAAUUCAGGUUGUAACAACAAAAUGUGGAAAAAGUCAAGGGUUGUGAAUACAUUCUGAAGGCACUGUAUAUGACUGAGUGUAUUGCUACACCAUCCAAAGUGUAAUUAAUAACUUCACCAUGCUCAGAGGGAUAUUCAAUGUCUGUUUUUUUACCAAUCUACCAAUAGGUGCCGUUCUUUGUGAGGCAUGGGAAAACCUCCCUGGUCUUUGUGGAUGAAUCUGUGUUUAAAAUUCUCUGCUCGAAUGAAGGGCCUUACAGAUUUAUAUGUGCAGAGGGGUACAGAGAUGAGGCGUAUUGAUACACCACCCAAAGUAUAAUUAAUAACUUCACCAUGCUCAAAGGGGUAUACAGGUUUGUAGAAAUGUUUGCAAAUGUUUGCAAAUGUAUAAAAAAAUGGAAAAUGUAUAUCACAUUUACUUAAAUAUUCAGACCCUUUACUCAGUAAUUUUUUGAAGUACCUUUGACAGCGAUUACAGCCUUGAGUCUUCUUGGGUAUGAUGCUACAAGCUUGGCACACAUGUAUUUGGGGAGUUUCUCCCAUUCUUCUCUGCAGAUCCUCUCAAGCUCUGUCAGGUUGGAUGGGGAGCGUAGCUGCACAGCUAUUUUUAGGUCUCUCCAGAGAUGUUCGAUUGGGUUCAAGUCCGGGCUCUGGCUGGGCCACUCAAGGACAUUCAGAGACUUGUCCUGAAGCCACUCCUGUGUUGUCUUGGCUGUGUGCUUAGGAUCGUUGUCCUGUUGGAAGGUGAACCUUCGCCCCCAGUCUGAGCUCCUGAGCGUUCUGGAGCAGGUUUUUAUCAAGGAUCUCUCUGUACUUUGCUCCGUUCAUCUUUCCCUCGAUCCUGACUAGUCUCCCAGUCCCUGCCAAUGAAAAACAUCCCCACAGCAUGAUGCUGCCAACACCAUGCUUCACCGUAGGGAUGGUAUUGGCCAGGUGAUGAGCGGUGCCUGGUUUCCUCCAGAUGUGACGCUUGGCAUUCAGGCCAAAGACUUCAAUCUUGGUUUCAUCAGACAAGAGAAUCUUGUUUCUCAUGGUCUGAGAGUCCUUUAGGUGCCUUUUACUGAGCGGGCUGUCAUGUGCCUUUUACUGAGGAGUGGCUUCCGUCUGGCCACUCUAACAUAAAGGCCUGAUUUGGUGGAGUGCUGCAGAGAUGGGAAAACCUUCCAGAAGGACAACCAUCUCCACAGAGGAACUCUGGAGCUCUGUCAGAAUGACCAUCGGGUUCUUGGUCACCUCCCUGACCAAGGCCCUUCUCCCCCGAUUGCGGCCAGCUCUAGGAAGAAUCUUGGUGGUUCCAAAUUUCUUCCAUUUAAAAAUGAUGGAGGCCACUGGGUUCUUGGGGACCUUCAAUGCUGCAGAAUGUUUUUGGUACCCUUCCCCAGAUCUGUGCCUCGACACAAUCCUGUCUCAGAGCUCUACGGACAAUUCCUUUGACCUCAUGGCUUGGUUUUUGCUUUGACAUGCACUGUCAACUGUAAAACCUUAUAUAGACAGGUGUGUGCCUUUCCAAAUCAUGUCCAAUCAAUUGAAUUUACCACAGGUGGACUCCAAUCAAGUUGUAGAAACAUCUCAAGGAUGAUCAAUGGAAACAGGAUGCACUUGAGCUCAAUUUUGAGUGUCAUAGCAAAGGGUCUGAAUACUUAUGUAAAUAAGGUAUUUCUGUUUUUUAAAACAACAACAAAAAUGUGUGCUUUUGGGGGGUACUCAAGGACUGGAGUUGGGAACCACUGGGCUAUAGUGUAGUCUUGGAAAUACCAGACCUAGGGCAACAGCACUAGGUCUGGGGAACGUGGAAUUAUCUUGACCCCUUUGAAAGGGGAGAAAAACAAUUCCGGGGAGGGUGUUCUUCAGACAGACAACAGUCCCAACAAAUCACGAGUUUGGGCUUGCGAGCGGGAAUUGUGCUCUUUAAAAACGAUACCCUCGGAAGCAUGACAGAGACGUACACAAUGCGGACGUAGAUAGUUAGGCUAAUUAUAGCCACAACCAGUCAGUGGUUGAAAGCUUGUAACGGUAGCUGUCAUGGCGCAGGCAAAAAACAUCUCACGUGCGAAAUACACUCAUUGAAAAUAUCCUCUGUAAGCUCCAUUUGGCUAACUACCAAUUUUGUGUUGAAGCCACGUAUUGUGUUUGAGAGCUCGCGCUUUGUACUUGUAGAGCAAUUUCUCCAUCAGGGCCGUCGCAGUUUUUUCGACAUGGCAUCUUGUAUUCUGGUUCUAGAUAUGCAAUUAUGGUAUUGAAGCCGACGUACCCUACCAUUGACAAUGGCUGCAUAUCAACUGCAAUCAUUUCUGUAAUCAGCGCUGUGAUUUUCUCACUCUGUCCCUUAUCGCACUGCUGCCAGCAACGGGUUUGGUCUCCCUUUACGAGCAAGGUAUUGUGUUUAAUUUGAAAACAGCGUAACAUUUUGUAAAAGCAUAAUAUUUCUGAAAAGACUGCCUGAAAUGUCUGCCUGUUUUGGUGGGAAGGAGUUUUGGCCUUCCAUGGUGACAUCACCAUGCGGUAAAUUAGUUAAUUUACCAAUAAGAAAGAGUUCCAAACCUCUCUGCCAAUAACAGCUCAUUUUCAGUUUUCCCCUCCCCACUCAGACCACUCCGUGACAAUCCUAGCCCAAUUCUUGCUAGAGAAAUUGCCCUUUGCUAAGAAGCUAUUUUUGUUUAUUUUUGACAAUUUUAUUUGAAAACAAUCACAGUAAGGUACUUAAUUGUUACCUAGAAACUAUUUGAUAUUGAGAUAAAAACAUCUGUAUUGGACCUUUUAAGAAACACUCGUUUUCGUUGUAAAACAUUUUGCAAAGGUUUGCUACGGUGUGCACAAUGAAUACACCCCUGCACUAACCCUAAAGCAGAGCAUUGUUUUCAAUGUUUUUUAAAAAUUGUAUAAAAACAUUUAUGAGAGUAAUCUGUCUUUAGAAACUUGUGAUGAUUCGUCAGGGAAAAUCUUAAUGUGGUAUCACUUGGAAGUACAAUCAAUUGCACCGCUUCAUCAUCAGGUCAAUCUUUAUACUCUGGCCAAUCGGAAGGCUUCAUUUAACAAAUAGUUGACUCAGUUCAGAUACCUAAUACUUUGACCAAUGGCAAGGCUACUGAGUCGAAAUUGGCCCUAAAUCAGGGGUGCCAAGCAAAGUUUGCCCCAGGAGCCGCAUUCACUCUUCAACGAGGGCCACACUGAAAAUUAGCAACAUUUCCUCUAUCCAUCGUUUUGUGAAUUUUCUAUGCUCCCUGUCUAGCUUUCAUUUCAGUGAUUUCUUAGGCGAGCUGGACACAGUCAAGAAACUAUAUGAAUGUUGGUCCAUUAUCCUUCCUACACCGUUUAGAUUUGGUUUGAGUUAUUUGAAAGUAUAUUGAGUUCCCCCCCCCCCCCUCCAAUUGGGCCGUAUGUUUGACACCCCUGCUCUAGAUGGAUGGAUGACUAAAGUUGCUUUGAAAUGAAUUGAAGCAUGUAACUUCACUCAUGUUGUUAAUGUGGUGUCUUUUGGGGACAGAACCUGUUUGCCUUUGGGGAUGUGGACGGAAAAGGAGUGGACGCAAAGCUCCAGCACCCUCUCGGUGUGGCCUGGGCUCCUGACCAAGGCCUCCUCUAUGUGGCGGACUCCUACAACCACAAGGUCUGUUUUUCAGAGUAUGACUGUCAAAUAAAUGUUUUAUAAAAUGUGUUAAUGUUUACACUGUAUUUCAUGGACAUGUGGUUUUACAUCAGUAUCCAGUGACAUUGUCAUCAAGAGGAACAGCUUGUGGGGUGUCUUGGAUGUUUUCUCUGAAACAGGCAAUAGACAAUUCAUAUGUAAAGCCUUCAUAUUCUCUGCUGUGAGAUUGGAGAUUGCUUCUUGAAAAGACAGUAGGCCUUGAGGGCAGAGUGCAUGUAUGUUUAGACUGGUUGUAUAGAGUACUCACAAAUCAAAUCCCUCUUAGCCUUGCUGUAUUUGUGUUUGUUUCAGAUCAAAGUGGUGGACCCAAAAACCAGGCAGUGUCUGGUUGUGGCUGGGACAGGGGAAGCUGGUGACGUGUUAGGGCCAGGGUUGACUGAAUCCAGCUUCAAUGAGCCUGGUGGCCUAUGUGUCGGGGAUGGGGGUAGGGUGCUGUAUGUAGCUGACACCAACAACCACCAUCUCAAAGUCCUGGACCUGGACACCAAGACCGUGUCGCUGGUGAGGGGUGAAAGAGCAUUAUUGUGUGUGUGUGUGUGUUAAUAACCAUUUAUCUAUCUGUUCAGUAGCCUUCAUAUUAAAUAAGUACGGUUUGCCCGAAAACAUUUUGGUUUGAAAUGAUCUGACCUCUGCUCAAAAGCUUUUUUUUAAAGAGAGAACAAGUGGAAAGCCAUAUAUGUUAUGGGACUUGCUUUUCCUUUGACUAAGUCACUCGGAUCGUUUCUUUUAAUACAGCUUCUCUUUUAGAAACACCAAAGAAAAGUGUUUCUCUUCUCUCCCUCUCUUGUAGUUUCCCAUUUCAGUGGAGGACGCGGUAGACUCUGCACCAACUAAGUCCUCUGGGCCUUGUAAAGUCCCCAAGCUCCCCAAAUCUGCUUCUAGGGUGAAGAUGCCACCACUGGCAGUGUCACCAGGACAGACACUCAAUUUGGAGCUGGUGCUAUCGCUACCAGCGGGCACCAAGCUCACUGAAGACGCACCCAGCUUUUGGACCCUGUCAGCAGAAGGUAAUGAAAAUUACACCAGUGUAAUGUUCAGUAGGGCACAAUGUUGUCAAUGUUUUGAAACAUAACCUUGGUCACGUGACUGUGAAGCUGUUCCCAUUCAUGUUGAUGCCUCAAGCUGGAAAAAGUUAGAGAAUUACUAAAACAUUCCCAUUCAAAUUAAGUUCUGUACUGGGCUCCAGUGAGUGUUCCAGUUAAAUUGCUGUGGUGUGAGGGGCAUUAUUAAUUAUAUUUCUAUAGUUUCCAGUCCCCUUGACUGUAAGGAACAAUUCUGACAGGACAUUGUGGAGCGUUCAAGGUCAAAGCAAACCUGGAUAUGAAAUAAACCUUACAUUGGGGGUCGUAGGGGCAUCCCAAUCCCUAGGCCCUUUUGCCUUGCCUUCUCAAUAGCUCCACCUAACCCACUUGCAGGCGAGAUGGACACCAAUCUUUUUCGAAUUGUUAAACAACAGCCCUAGGGAUAGGAGUGAAGGAUAGAUUUGAAAUUGUGCCUUAUUGUCCCAGGCAGUAGACACUCUAUGUUGAAAUACAAACUGACAUGCUGACUGAUGUAGUUGCAUCUUUUCUCUCGCUUUGUUCACACUUUCCAGACAUGCUCUUAGCUUCACAAACACUCCUGUUCUCACACUCUCUCUAGUCAGGCUUUUGUUUAGCUUAUGUUCAAUGGCCCUGUCCCUCACAAUGAAUGAUGCCUAAACUCCAGCCUUUUAUAUUUGGAAUAUGCCACUGGGCAAAAUGGCCUAACGUGGCUAUGCCGUGAAGUGUUCACAGCAUCACUGUAUGGCCUUAUUUACUCCCAUCGUCAGUCCUCUGACUUAGUGAUGUUCUACGAGCGUUAGUGUGAUGUUUGCAAUGUGUCAAUGAUAUUCAAACCUGAUGGAUUGACGGGACACCUCACUUUUCUUUCUCAAUUACUUGAUCAAUUAUUUCCAAUAUUAAUUUGUGAAGUUCAAUAAUUUUGUGCUUUGAUCAAAAGUCAUAAAGUAAUUGAGGUUGUGUGGCCCUCAAUUGAUUGCAAAUUCCACCUCAGGUUCUAAUGAUUAAAUGUAUUAUUGUGGUCGUGAAUGUAAAUACAGUGGGGAGAACAAGUAUUUGAUACACUGCCGAUUUAGCAGGUUUUCCUACUUGCUAAGCAUGUAGAGGUCUGUAAUUUUUAUGAUAGGUACACUUCAACUGUGAGAGACGGAAUCUAAAACAAAAAUCCAGAAAAUCACAUUGUAUGAUUUUUAAGUAAUUAAUUUGCAUUUGAGUGCAUGACAUAAGUAUUUGAUACAUCAGAAAAGCAGAAUUUAAUAUUUGGUACAGAAACCUUUGUUUGCAAUUACAGAGAUCAUACAUUUCCUGUAGGUCUUGACCAGGUUUGCACACACUGCAGCAGGGAUUUUGGCCCUCUCCUCCAUACAGACCUUCUCCAGAUCCUUCAGGUUUCGGGGCUGUCGCUGGGCAAUACAGACUUUCAGCUCCCUCCAAAGAUGUUCUAUUGGAUUCAGGUCUGGAGACUGGCUAGGCCACUCCAGGACCUUGAGAUGCUUCUUACGGAGCCACUCCUUAGUUGCCCUGGCUGUGUGUUUCGGGUCGUUGUCAUGCUGGAAGACCCAGCCACGACCCAUCUUCAAUGCUCUUACUGAGGGAAGGAGGUUGUUGGCCAAGAUCUCGCGAUACAUGGCCCCAUCCAUCCUCCGCUCAAUACGGUGCAGUCGUCCUGUCCCCUUUGCAGAAAAGCAUCCCCAAAGAAUGAUGUUUCCACCUCCAUGCUUCACGGUUGGGAUGGUGUUCUUGGGGUUGUACUCAUCCUUCUUCUUCCUCCAAACACGGCGAGUGGAGUUUAGACCAAAAAGCUCUAUUUUUGUCUCAUCAGACCACAUUACCUUCUCCCAUUCCUCCUCUGGAUCAUCCAGAUGGUCAUUGGCAAACUUCAGACGGGCCUGGACAUGCGCUGGCUUGAGCAGGGGGACCUUGCUUGCGCUGCAGGAUUUUAAUCCAUGACGGCGUAGUGUGUUACUAAUGGUUUUCUUUGAGACUGAGGUCCCAGUGCUCUUCAGGUCAUUGACCAGGUCCUGCCGUGUAGUUCUGGGCUGAUCCCUCACCUUCCUCAUGAUCAUUGAUGCCCCACGAGGUGAGAUCUUGCAUGGAGCCCCAGACCGAGGGUGAUUGACCGUCAUCUUGAACUUCUUCCAUUUUCUAAUAAUUGCGCCAACAGUUGUUGCCUUCUCACCAAGCUGCUUGCCUAUUGUCCUGUAGCCCAUCCCAGCCUUGUGCAGGUCUACAAUUUUAUCCCUGAUGUCCUUACACAGCUCUCUGGUCUUGGCCAUUGUGGAGAGGUUGGAGUCUGUUUGAUUGAGUGUGUGGACAGGUGUCUUUUAUACAGGUAACGAGUUCAAACAGGUGCAGUUAAUACAGGUAAUGAGUGGAGAACAGGAGGGCUUCUUAAAGAAAAACUAACAGGUCUGUGAGAGCCGGAAUUCUUACUGGUUGAUAGGUGAUCAAAUACUUAUGUCAUGCAAAUAAAUUACUUAAAAAUCAUACAAUGUUUAGAUUCCGUCUCUCACAGUUGAAGUGUACCUAUGAUAAAAAUUACAGACCUCUACAUGCUUUGUAAGUAGAAAAACCUGCAAAAUCGGCAGUGUAUCAAAUACUUGUUCUCCCCACAAUACCCCUCACAAUACCCCUUAAUGACAAAGCGAAAACAGGUUUUUAGAAAUGUUUGCAAAUGUAUAACUACUGUGAAAUAUCACAUUUACAUAAGUAUUCAGACCCUUUACUCAGUACUUUGUUGAAGCACCUUUGGCAACGAUUACAGCCUAGAGUCUUCUUGUGUAUGACGCUACAAGCUUGGCACACCUGUAUUUGGGGAGUUUCCCCAUUCUUCUCUACAGAUCCUCUCAAGCUCUGUCAGGUUGGAUGGGGAGCGUCGCUGCACAACUAUUUUCAGGUCUCUCCAGAGAUGUUCGAUCAGGUACAAGAACAGCUCUGGCUGGGCCACUCAAGGACAUUCAGAGAAUUGUCCCAAAGCCACUCCUGUGUUGUCUUGGCUGUGUGCUUAGGGUCGUUGUCCUGUUGGAAGGUGAACCUUUGCCCCAGUCUGAGGUCCUGAGCACUCUGGAGCAGGUUUUAAUCAAGGAUCUCUCUCUACUUUGCUCCGUUCAUCUUUCCCUCGAUCCUGACUAGUCUCCCUGCCACUGAAAAACAUCCCCACAGCAUGAUGCUGCCACCCUCAUGCUUCACCGUAGGGAUGGUGCCAGGUUUCCUCCAGACGUGACGCUUGGCAUUCGGGCCAUGAAUGCGGUUGGCAUUCAGGCCAAAGAGUUCAAUCUUGGUUUCAUCAGACCAGAGAAUCUUGUUUCUCAUGGUCUGAGUCCUUUAGGUGCCUUUUGGGAAACUCCAAGCGGGCUUUUACUGAGGAGUGGCUUGCAUCUGGCCACUCUACCAUAAAGGCUUGAUUGGUAGAGUGCUGCAGAGAUGGUUGUCCUUCUGGAAGGUUCUCCCAUUUCCACAGAGGAACUCUGGAGCUCUGUCAGUAUGACCAUCUGGUUUUUGGUCACCUCCCUGAUCAAGGCCCUUCUCCCCCGAUUGCUCAGUUUGGCUGGGCGGCCAGCUCUAGGAAGAGUCUUGGUGGUUCAAAACUUCUUCAAUUUAAGAAUGAUUGAGGCCACUGCAUUCUUGAGGACCUUCAAUGCUGCAGAAUUGUUUUGGUACCCUUUCCCUGAUCUGUGCCUCGACACAAUCCUGUCUUGGAGCUCUACGGACAAUUCCUUCGACCUCAUGGCUUGGUUUUUGCUCUGACAUGCACUGUCAACGGUGGGACCUUAUAUAGACAGGUGUGUGCCUUUCCAAAUCAUGUCCAAUCAAUUGAAUUUACCACAGGUGGACUCCAAUCAAGUUGUAGAAACAUCUCAAGGAUGAUCAAUGGAAACAGGAUGCACCUGAGAUCAAUUUAGAGUCUCAUAGCAAAAGGUCUGAAUACUUAUGUAAAGCCCUAUGGACCCUGGUCAAAAGUAAUGUCAAUUGGGAUGCAGCCAUAGUCAGUGAGCGUUCAGUGCAAAGAAGGAAUGGAUGUUUAGUUAUUUUUGUGACUCAGCCCUAUAGAGUAACAGCCCACCACAUUUCCCGUAUGAUAUUACUCAGCAGAGCCAGCCAGCAAGUCAGGCAGCUCUCUUUAUCUCUGUGUCUGUCACUCUGUCUCUCUCUGUCUUUGUUUCUCACUCUCUCUGAGGGAAUAUAAGUGGGUGGUAGGGCUUUUUAAAUGCAGUCUUUCAAUUUGAUUGACAAGCCAUCUCAAACAGUGAGUCAACGACAGUCUUUUGACACUAACAGGCAGAUUGAGGGUGGAUUUGUUUAAAUGUGGUGGCGCAUUUUAGAAGCAUGACUGGUGAUUCGUGAUUUGUCCAAAUUAUUAGUGACGAAAAAUUGUCGUCGCAUCCCAGUCUGUCGACAGAUACUACUACAAUUUAUGUUAUGUUAAGAGAUUGUCCUAGUAGAUUGAAAUGUUUGCCUGUUAUCCAUUUUAAGUGGAUGUAAUUAGAAAUUUGGUUGUGAGGAUAUUAUUCUAUGAUGAGUUGACUGUAUGUUUUGCAUUAAAUAGGAUAUUGCCUAACUAUUUCCUGUGUUGUACAGGUAACGAGUGGUUGGUAGGGAGCCAGGUGGUGACCGGGCACAUCCAAGAUCUUUCCCAGCCCCUCUCCAUCCCUACCAUACUUCCAACGGUUCCCAAGGCGACAGAGGCCAGCCCCUUCAUCACCCUGAGUGUCUGGGUUUACUGCUGCCUGGCAGGGGGCGGGGCUUGUAUGAUGAAAGCCGCCUCCUUCAUGCAACCUCUCCAGAUAGGCUCCACACCCAGAAAACGGCUCGGUUACCGUGACGCUUGCUCAUGCCUUCUAACUUAACAAGCCUGUAGCUCUUCCCUCUCGUUGGGACUUUGUGUUUCAAAUAUGUUUUAUUUUGAAACGAAGAUUCAAUUAUACAAAUGUACAAAUCCUUUUGAGAGCUCCUUUUUAUCACAAACGAUAACAGUAACAAAUAAUUUAUCACAGGGGACAUAAUCACUGCACCAAUUGAGUAGAGGUAGCAGUUCUCGCACUCCAUAUCAAGCCAGCAGGACGACACAGCAGCGUCAUUGAGCCAAAACGUGACAGAGCGGAUAUUUGCACUCCAAUAGUAACAUAUAAAGUUUGGAAGAGCCAAUCCUCCUUCCAAUGUAGAUUUACAAUGGUUUUUAUUACUUAUCCUAUGUGCUUUGUAUUCCCAAAUAAAUAGGUUUAUAAUCGAGUCCAGUUAAUUAUAAAAGGACUUCGUCAGAAAUAAAGGGAUAUUCUGGAAUAGAUAUAUGGUAUAACAGUUGAGGGAGGAAGACCAUCUUAAUUGCAUUAACUAUAUGGGGGAAUAUAUGGGGGAAGCAUUUUGUUGGGGCUUUGUGGACUGUCGUUCAAAAGUCUAGAGACUUGGAUGGGGGGGCUCUGAAUAAGGGGGCUCAAGGGGGCUCUGAAUAAGGUUUACAUAAUACAUUCAUAAGCACUCCGUAACACUACUUCAGAGCUGGCAAAACUGGUUACAAUUAAAUACAAUUUCAACACAUUUUGUCCUGCUGGGUUUGUCAUAAGGCAUUUACAAACAGUUUGCUCACCAUUUAUGAAUCAUUACUCCCACAUUUGUAGAUGUUAGUAACCUAGUUAUUCACACAUUUAUACAAAAAUAUUUUUAAACCGACGUAUUUAUGAUUCAUAAGAUGGUUAAUAUAGGUCCUUAUAAACCAUUUAGUGAGGGCUUA